AUGGCGGCAGGAGCUGGAAGUUCGAUGCUUUACUCGCUUCUUCUGUUCUUGGUCAUUCUGUCACUUCAAGAGAUGUACCGCGGGAAGCUGGCGUCUACUAAGUUGUUCACCAUUCUGGGAGGAUUUACUAGCUCUCUCCUUUUCCUUGUGCUCUUAACUUUCAUUGGUAAUUUCCAGGAAUCAAAUGGCAUGAAGACCGGGUGGGGUGCUGUUGUAUUGGCUGAAGUCGUUGCUCUAAUUGCUGCUGGAACUGUCCAUCGGGUUUGCAUAACAACUUGUUUCUUGUUCUCGGCUGGGUUACUCUAUGAGGUCAACAAGCUUUCUGGGAUCGCUCAAUCUAAAGUUGAAUCCAAAACAAGGAGACAUUGA
This is a messenger RNA of Linum trigynum, 369 nucleotides long. Lineage: Eukaryota; Viridiplantae; Streptophyta; Magnoliopsida; Malpighiales; Linaceae. The record is from the annotation of a GenBank genome assembly.